Hyphopichia burtonii NRRL Y-1933 is the source of this 384-nucleotide messenger RNA. RefSeq lists its product as uncharacterized. The coding region runs from base 1 to 384 and encodes 127 amino acids. The record is from RefSeq and is a predicted model, not a curated record. The transcript has 2 exons. Lineage: Eukaryota; Fungi; Ascomycota; Pichiomycetes; Serinales; Debaryomycetaceae.
AUGCCCAUCUGGCUGCAAAUGGUCAAGAUUAUACCUAUGUCUUGUCUAUGUCUUGUCUAUGUCUUGUUUAUGCCUAUGCCUAUGCCUAUGCCUAUGUCUAUGUCUAUGUCUAUGUCUAUGCCUAUGUCUAUGCCUAUGUCUAUGUCUAUGUCUAUAUCUUGUCUAGGUCUUGUCAAUGUCUAUGUCUUGUCAAUGGCUAUAACUAUGGCUAUAACUAUGUCUAUAUCUAUAUCUUGUCUAGGUCUUGUCGAUGUCUUGUCUAUACCUAUGUCUUCUCAAAAAAACCCAGUCACCAGCAGCAUAACUACCAAGGUCUCUUGCAACCCUCACGCAGCUACUCAUUUGUUAAAAUUUUGUGAUCCUCAAUACAACCAAUUGAAUUAA